AUCUCAGAUCCUGCAUCAGUCGUGAAGAUGGCUGGCCUGUGCUGGAUGGCUGUGAUGCUGGCCUUCCUCCUGUCUGUUCCUAAAAACAGUUUGGCUGAUGAUUACAACGGCAGGCUUCCACAAAUUGUAAACGGCAUCUUGAGAGGGUAUGGAGUACAAGGCAUGUUCAGUCUGGCUGUAAGGAUCCCGAAAAACCAGAACCAGAACCAGAACAUUAAUCAAAUCCUUAAUCAAGUAUUCACAAGUGAUCCUGCCAACAAUGUGAAGAAUACGAUGAACAGUGGUGGUGUGUACACCGGCAGCCGGGUGGUUGCAGCCAAAGUUCAGAGACACGUCACGGGAGGAGCUGAUCACGCAGAGUCACGUGUCGUAGAUCACUUUAACCACCUGCUCAACACGCGCAAUGAUAAUGAUUUUCUGCUUUUCUAUGUUUAUGCCUCCCCAUGUGUGGAAAAAUGUACAAGCCGCACGCAUAAUGAUAACAUUCUCCAAAGGAUGAAUCAAAUUCUGGAAUGGGACAGUUACGCAGUUGUGUUUUCUAAAAUAUUCAAGCCCAAAACUGGUCCAGCCAAUACUGACGAGCAGCGUAGUGGCGCCCUUCAGCAACUCGGGACGUACCAAGGUUCCCGAGGUCAAAUUGGUCUAAACAACAUAUUCCGUUGUGAUAAACGAGCUAAUCAGAUGCAAUGCAGCGUAUGCUCUAGUGGUAAUGGAGUUGCUCACUACUGCGUUUCUGAUGGUACAGUAGGUGGGAGUGGUACAGGAUGAUCCAGUAGAACGGGUGGCAGAGGGUGAGUAGGUUCAGCAUCUAACGUGCUCACAAUGAAAAUGCUAUAAUGUUUACUUUCUUCACCAUCAUAGGUUAGCAUGUUAGCUGUGCAGCUAACGGCUGACACUGAUGGGCUAAUCAUUUGUUUUGCAGGAAUUUGGUCAUAAAUCAAAACAUGAGACAAAUUAAAAUUCUGUAAUCCAUCCAAAGAUGAUGAUUGAUGUAAUCAACAUGUAAACCUGAAAUUUCAAUACCGCUAUUGAUUAUGCUACUAAAUCAAUCAGUUUUCUUACCUUUAUUUUGCUGAGGAUAAAGAAGUUUUUCUACUAAAAAUGUUUUUCAAGAUCAUUUCAUUUUCUUAAAUUCUCAAAUGCAUUUGUGUUUUUAUCAUUAUUACCCAGUUACUUUACGCUUCUGAGAUGUUUUGUUUUUUCUGAUUAAAGCUUGGCUCAGCGUCAACUCUG
Seriola aureovittata is the source of this 1233-nucleotide messenger RNA. RefSeq lists its product as uncharacterized. NCBI's taxonomy places the organism in Eukaryota, Metazoa, Chordata, Actinopteri, Carangiformes, Carangidae. The record is from RefSeq and is a predicted model, not a curated record. Bases 28 to 768 code for a protein of 246 amino acids. The transcript is spliced from 3 exons.